AUGGCGUUCCCUUCAAAGUCUGACUGUUCAAUAUGCAACAUUGUCUCCCCGUCACCUGCAAGAAUGCCUGUGGAAGAUCUAGACACUCCUGCGUCGUCGGCGAAACAGCCAGAAAUUGUAUGGAAAGAUGAUUAUUUCGCUGUAUGCCGUGAAAUCAAUGGUCAUAUUGUAGUCAUCGUCAAUCGGCAUGUCCCAUCAAUCAUACAUGCGCCAAUCAGCCAUGCUUCCUCCUCAACACCGCUCGACACACGGCUUAUCGGCUCAAUACCUGCCAUCAACACGCGUUUUGCAAACGGUGUUGGUUUCAUCGUACGGCCGUUCCGUGACGUAAAGAUACCCAUGACCGAUAACCUUCAUGUGCAUGCGUAUGUACUCCCUGCUGACGGUAUAGGUUCAUUAGCUCGGCACAGCGCCGGCGAUUUAAUCGCUAAGAUUUGGGAGGAAUCUUCCUACAAUUGUAUUCAUUCGGGUGUCGAUGCAUGCCCCAUAGAUUCCGUACCGCAAGCUGGUGUCCGAACAGGCGCCGCCGGUGGUGUUGAAACUACGGAAUGA
Laetiporus sulphureus 93-53 is the source of this 552-nucleotide messenger RNA. RefSeq lists its product as uncharacterized. Bases 1 to 552 code for a protein of 183 amino acids. The transcript has 6 exons. Lineage: Eukaryota; Fungi; Basidiomycota; Agaricomycetes; Polyporales; Laetiporaceae. The record is from RefSeq and is a predicted model, not a curated record.